AGCUGGAAGACCCUGCGCCCCAGCUCCCGGGCCCCCGCCCCCUCGCUGUCUCCGCCUCCUUCGCGCACACACACCCCGGGCCGCUAGAGCCCCGGGCCUUCCCGGCGCUCCUCCUCCUCUUUACUCUCGCCCGAGACCCGGGUCCUCCAGCCGCCUGCUGGCCUUGCUCCCUCCGGCGCUAGUCGCGGUUCUCAAGCUCUCCUUUCAUACACGCGCUUGCUGGGCCGGUCCCUCUUCUCGGCCCUUCUCCUUUCCCUUGUCCUAGCUAACGCCGCAGUCGGGGGAGGAUUGAUGUCCCUUCAGCAUCAUGCAGCCGCCGCCGAGGAAGGUGAAAGUUACACAAGAACUGAAAAACAUUCAAGUUGAGCAGAUGACAAAACUUCAAGCCAAACAUCAAGCAGAAUGUGAUUUGCUUGAAGAUAUGAGGACAUUCAGUCAGAAGAAGGCUGCUAUUGAAAGAGAGUAUGCACAGGGUAUCCAGAAGUUGGCUAGUCAAUAUCUGAAGAGAGAUUGGCCUGGAAUAAAAGCUGAUGAUCGGAAUGAUUACAGGAGCAUGUAUCCUGUUUGGAAAUCUUUUCUCGAGGGAACAAUGCAGGUAGCCCAGUCUCGGAUCAAUAUAUGUGAAAAUUAUAAAAACUUCAUUUCUGAGCCUGCAAGGACAGUGAGAAGCUUAAAAGAACAGCAACUAAAAAGGUGUGUGGACCAGUUGACAAAGAUCCAAACUGAAUUACAAGAGACAGUGAAAGAUUUAGCUAAAGGCAAAAAGAAGUACUUUGAGACUGAACAGAUGGCUCAAGCAGUGCGAGAAAAAGCUGACAUCGAGGCAAAAUCUAAACUUAGUCUUUUUCAGUCAAGAAUCAGUUUACAGAAGGCAAGUGUAAAGUUAAAAGCCCGGCGAUCUGAAUGUAAUUCCAAAGCUACCCACGCAAGGAAUGAUUAUCUUCUUACAUUAGCAGCAGCAAAUGCGCACCAGGAUCGCUACUAUCAAACAGAUUUAGUUAACAUUAUGAAGGCUCUUGAUGGAAAUGUGUAUGAUCAUCUGAAGGAUUAUUUAAUAGCUUUCAGCCGGACUGAGCUAGAAGCAUGUCAAGCUGUGCAGAACACAUUCCAGUUUUUAUUAGAAACCUCCGGCAAGGUGGUACGGGAUUAUAAUCUUCAGCUGUUUUUACAAGAAAAUGCUGUUUUUCACAAACCCCAGCCCUUCCAGUUCCAGCCUUGUGACAGUGAUACUAGCCGACAAUUAGAAUCAGAAACUGGGACCACAGAGGAGCACAGUCUAAACAAGGAGGCUCGGAAAUGGGCCACACGUGUGGCACGUGAGCACAAAAACAUUGUUCACCAGCAACGGGUUCUAGAUGAUCUGGAAUGUCAUGGAGCUGCAGUAUCAGAACAAAGCCGAGCAGAGCUGGAACAGAAAAUAGAUGAAGCUAGAGAAAAUAUUCGUAAAGCAGAGAUAAUUAAGUUGAAAGCUGAAGCCCGGCUGGACCUGCUCAAGCAGAUCGGUGUUUCUGUGGACACGUGGCUAAAGAGUGCAAUGAACCAAGUAAUGGAAGAACUGGAAAAUGAGCGGUGGGCCCGCCUUCCUGCGGUGACCAAUAAUGGCACUUUACACUCGCUUAAUGCAGACACCGAAAGAGAAGAAGGAGAAGAGUUUGAAGACAACAUGGAUGUUUUUGAUGACAGCAGUUCCAGUCCUUCUGGCACCUUAAGAAAUUACCCACUCACCUGCAAAGUUGUUUAUUCCUACAAGGCUUCUCAACCAGAUGAGUUGACCAUUGAGGAGCAUGAGGUGUUAGAAGUGAUUGAAGAUGGAGAUAUGGAAGACUGGGUAAAGGCUCGAAAUAAAGUUGGUCAAGUGGGGUAUGUACCAGAAAAGUACCUCCAGUUUCCCACCUCGAACAGUCUGCUGAGCAUGCUGCAGUCCCUGGCUGCCUUGGACAGUCGGUCACACACAUCCAGCAAUUCCACGGAGGCCGAGCUCGUUUCAGGCAGCCUCAACGGAGAUGCCAGUGUCUGUUUCGUGAAAGCACUUUAUGACUACGAAGGUCAGACAGAUGAUGAAUUAUCUUUCCCGGAGGGAGCAAUCAUCCGAAUCUUGAACAAAGAGAACCAGGAUGAUGAUGGCUUUUGGGAAGGGGAAUUCAGCGGGCGGAUUGGAGUUUUCCCAUCCGUGCUGGUGGAAGAACUUGCAGCCUCAGAAAAUGGUGACACUCCAGGGAUGAGAGACAUUCAGAUCUCUCCGUCGCCCAAGCCGCCCGGCUCCCUGCCUCCGUUGCCGCUGUACGACCAGCCUCCCAGCAGCCCCUACCCCAGCCCGGACAAGAGGAGCUCCCAGUACUUCCCCCGCUCUCCCUCAGCAACCGAAAACAGCGUCCAGGCGGAAUCGCCAGGGUUCUCACAGGCACCGAGGCAUACUCCCGAGGCUGCAUAUGGCAAGCUGCGACCUGUCCGGGCAGCUCCCCCUCCGCCUACACAGAACCACCGAAGGCCAGCAGAGAAGAUCGAGGAUGUGGAAAUCACACUGGUGUGAUGAUGGGUUUGCCCAUCUGUUACUGCUACAAUCAAGGUCAGGCUUGGAGUUUGGCCAGUCUUGUUUUUUAGGCACCUUUGCAUGAUGAUGACUCUUGAACAGAGCGAAAACCAGGAGGAUUAUAUGUGACUGGUUGGCCUGGUGGACUCCUCCCACAUGUUGAAUAUUUUGUGCCUUUUUUUGUUGCCAUUUUCUAUGUCAUCUCUCCUACCAUAGCACAAAUUCUAGCGGGCCCUCGAAACAGAGGGACAGCCCUUGUGCCUAACAGUGGUCCAUUUUUAUAUGAGACUCAAGACCAGGCCUCGUUCAGGGCACAGUCACAGAGAAACUGAUCAUGUGCACUCGUACAGUAUAUUACUGUGGCCACAGGAUGUGGCAGAGAUUCUCAUCUUCAAGUGGCUUUUGCUUAUCUGAUUAAGUUUAAUCAGAUCAUGUUGGCUACAUGAGGAAGCAGAAGGAGGGGUUUUGGGGGAGGCUGGCUCCUCCCUGCAGUUAGUCCCCAGAAUGAGAAAGUGGAACAUUAUUGGAAACAAGUGGACUGACCUGAGUCUAGCGCCAAUUGCAUUAAUGCACAUCUCUUCCACAACUAACAGAUUUAAAACAAUAACAGUGUCUUUUGUAUUAAUAUUUAUGCCAUUCAUUUAGUAUUAGUGGAGCUAAUAUGGAGGGGCUGAACUAGCAGCCAAAUCUUGUCCAUCACAUAGAAUAGUAGAAAGGAGGCUGCGGCUAAGGCAGAAAUGGAGCUUCCAGAUCUGAAAUGAGCCGAUUUAAUGUUCUUUUUGUAUCUGGGUAUUUUUCAUCUUAAUUUUUGCAGCACAUACUCUUCUGACCAGUAUCCUUAGGCUCUGAAUGUCUAGAUAAAUCGGGGACACAUACUUGCCUUGUUGAGCUGCUCUACUGGAGAGCCCCAGCAUCGUUUUACUCCCAAGCCAGUGUACUGGCCCCGCCAGCCAGGUUGUGACUGGUCCAGCCCAGCGGUCACCCCCGACAGAAAAUGCAGCUUCCCAGGUCCCACUGACCUGACAUUUCCUUGGGAGGAAGAACCUGUGGCUCGUGGAGGAAACCAGCUUCCUAUGAAAAAAGGACUAAAGGAUUGCACAUCCCGCACAAGUGCAAAUUGAUGAGAAAAGACAAGUUCUCUGCAUCGUAGGGAGAGCCAGGGUAACGUCCUCCACGGGCCGGCCAGCCCACGGAGCAGGUGUCCCAGAGCAGGCCUCUGCUGGCUCUCUACUUCCUAUGGAAGACAGGGAGUGUGUUACCUAGGGACUAAGGGAUAUUUGCCAGUUGCUUUUUUUUUUUUUUUUUAAGAAGUCAAAUUUGCAGGAUUUAAUCUAAAAGAUUUAUUAUGCUUUGAAAACUCCUAAGACUCUAGAAACUUGAAAUGCUCGCCAAAUGUCCCCAUGGGAUUUUUUUAAGGUCAUAGCUGAAGAAAUUUUCAAUUAGUCAUUUGAUCAUUUCAGCGACAAUACCCAUUGAUGAAUCUUCUCCGUGAUUUGGGGUUUUUUUGUUUCUUUUUUUGUUUUCGUUGUUGUUUCUGCAUUUCUUAACUAGUUGAUCUAUUUGAGGUCUUUUUGUGUUAUCAAACUUAUUCUUAAGUUUAAAAAAUAAAUUAAAAGGGUGGUUUUUUAAAAAAGAUUUUAAAGUUUGCCUACACGUUAAACAUCUUCAAAGCACUUUAAAAAUCUUCAAAGUGCUUAAAUAAGGCAGUUCUUGCCACCCAGUCUUGUAUUCUCUCUUUAUUUAGCCAAAUUGUCCUUGAAUCUGGGUUUUCCACAUUCUCAGAGGGUUAUUUGAAAUUUUGUUAUAUUUUAAAUAUUUUUUGGAAGAGCUGCUAAUUUUAUUUUUAAAAAACGAACUUAUAAAAAUAAGCCUCCUUUUUAAGAAGAACCCCUCCUUCCAGGACAUGUAACCCAGCAUCCCAGCGCACAGGGCCGGGCUCAGAGGGAGCACCUCUGUGCAAAUGUGCUUUCUUUACGUAAAGUGGCUGUAAAAAGUUUGUAUUUAUUAUGUAUAAAAUGUUGAAUAAUAAAAAAAUGGAAUUAAGUUUUCUAAGUUUACUUAUAAAAAGAUUUGGGUACACAGACUUUUCCAAAUAGACAGUGUUUCUUAUAAAGAGAUACUCUUAGGCUCUCCUUUAACCAUACAACAGAUACAGAGAGGGGGAAGUAAAUUAAUACAUGGGACAAACAGUCCCUGAUGCCACCCACCUGCCAGGUAUAACAUUCUGGACCCUAGAGAUAGUAAUAAAUAAGCUGUGGCCUUUGCUUUCAAGAUUCUUUUCAGGGUGGGGGGACAGGUACAUACAUGAUAGUACCGUGUGACAUGUGCUGGGAGGGGAGGACAGUGUGCUGAGGGAGCUGAGCAUGGAGCUCUGAUUCUGCAGCUGGAGGGACAAGAGGAAGGUCACUGAAGUCCCCUCGGAGGAUGUAACCACUGGCUUCUAGGAAGUGGGAAUUCUGGACUCCGCAGCCCUUUCCUCAACCUCCACCCUAAGGAGUAAUGAGUCAAGCAGAGCGUAUACUGGUCCCAGGCGUGGAUGGAUUCCUGGUUAAAGGCUGAAUCCCUCUGGCUCCCAGCCAGCCACACUGAGGACCAGGACUCGGCAUGUUUGGGGAGAGGCCCCACAGCUCUCCUUUCCAGAACUGGACACAUGUGAUAUGUAUUCUGGAUAUUUUCUGGGCAUAAAACUCAUAUGUAUAUACAUUGCCUCUUUAUAUAAAUGGGAUUGUAUAAUACAUUUCGGUUUACCUUAUUCUUUUUGAAGGCUACAUUAUAUUCCAUUGUCUGAGCAUAAUUUAAACAUUCGUAUAGUGAUGAGUGUUAAGGCUGUAUCCAUCCAUUUGCUAUUAGAAAGUUGAAAUUAACAUCUUUGUGUAUAAUUCUUCAUCAGUUUGUUCCAGUAAAAAUAAUUGGGCAGAUUUCUAAAUAUGUAA
Molecule: messenger RNA, 5463 nt
Organism: Miniopterus natalensis
Lineage: Eukaryota; Metazoa; Chordata; Mammalia; Chiroptera; Miniopteridae
Gene: FCHSD2
Product: FCH and double SH3 domains 2
Biological process (GO): neuromuscular synaptic transmission; regulation of actin filament polymerization
Cellular component (GO): neuromuscular junction; recycling endosome
Molecular function (GO): protein binding
Source: RefSeq, a predicted model, not a curated record